Molecule: messenger RNA, 570 nt
Organism: Colletotrichum lupini
Lineage: Eukaryota; Fungi; Ascomycota; Sordariomycetes; Glomerellales; Glomerellaceae
Product: ADP-ribosylation factor family protein
Exons: 5
Coding region: 1-570 (189 amino acids)
Biological process (GO): vesicle organization; intracellular protein transport; endoplasmic reticulum to Golgi vesicle-mediated transport
Cellular component (GO): endoplasmic reticulum exit site; COPII vesicle coat
Molecular function (GO): GTPase activity; GTP binding
Source: RefSeq, a predicted model, not a curated record
AUGUGGAUUAUUAACUGGUUCUACGACGUCCUCUCAAGCCUCGGCUUGCUCAACAAGCAUGCCAAGCUUCUUUUCCUUGGCCUCGACAAUGCCGGAAAGACCACCCUCCUGCACAUGCUGAAGAACGACCGUGUCGCUAUCCUCCAGCCUACUCUUCACCCCACUUCCGAGGAGCUCGCCAUCGGCAACGUGCGCUUCACCACCUUCGAUCUCGGCGGUCACCAGCAGGCCCGCCGCCUGUGGAAGGACUACUUCCCCGAAGUCAACGGCAUCGUCUUCCUCGUCGACGCCAAGGACCACGAGCGGUUCCCCGAGGCCAAGGCCGAGCUCGACGCCCUCUUGUCCAUGGAGGAGCUGGCCAAGGUGCCCUUUGUCAUCCUCGGCAACAAGAUUGACCACCCCGACGCCAUCUCGGAGGAGGAGCUCCGUCACCAGCUCGGCAUGUAUCAGACCACCGGCAAGGGCAAGGUGCCUCUGGAGGGAAUCCGACCUAUCGAGGUCUUCAUGUGCUCCGUUGUCCUCAGACAAGGAUACGGUGACGGUAUCCGGUGGCUCUCGCAGUACGUCUAA